This is a messenger RNA of Clarias gariepinus (North African catfish), 1510 nucleotides long. RefSeq names its product zinc finger protein 501-like. Bases 1 to 1338 code for a protein of 445 amino acids. The transcript is spliced from 4 exons. Gene Ontology annotation, biological process: regulation of DNA-templated transcription. NCBI's taxonomy places the organism in Eukaryota, Metazoa, Chordata, Actinopteri, Siluriformes, Clariidae. Gene Ontology annotation, molecular function: DNA-binding transcription factor activity, RNA polymerase II-specific; RNA polymerase II cis-regulatory region sequence-specific DNA binding. The record is from RefSeq and is a predicted model, not a curated record.
AUGGCAGAAGGUGGAGAUCCGACAGGUCCAGUAGUAGUAGCGGUGAAAGUGGUCGGUGGUGAAGCGACUCACGGACAAUCUACCCUGCCGCAGGUGAUAAAGCUUGGUGUCGGUGCCGCAGGGUGUUCAAAGAUUUACCCGUGCUUAGAGUGUGGAAAGACUUUUACUAAAAGCGAUCAUCUCAAAAACCACCAGCGCAUCCACGCAGGAGAGAAGCUGUACAGCUGCUCAGAGUGUUGGAAGAGUUUUAUUCAGCUAAUUAAGCUCCAACAGCACCAGCGCAUCCACAUGGGGGAGAAGCCAUUUCGCUGCGAACAGUGUGGGAAGAGUUUCGCCUGUCAGCGUAACCUGCAACAACACUGCCGUAUCGAUAUAGGAGAGAAGCCUUAUCAGUGUGAACAGUGUGGGAAGAGCUUUCGUCAUAAGAAAUCUCUUCAGCUACACAAGCGCAUUCACAGAGAAGAGAAGCCAUAUCGCUGCGAACAGUGUGGGAAGAGUUUCAGCGACCGGAGUUAUACCCAAAAUGGUUCUCUCAAGCGGCACCAGCGCAUUCACACAGAAGACAGGCCGUAUUACUGUGCACAGUGUGGGAAGAGUUUUACCCAAAACAUUCAUCUCCAAAACCACCAGCGCAUUCACACAGGAGAGAGGCCAUAUCACUGUGAACAGUGUGGGAAGAGUUUUACGCAAGACAGUCAUCUUCAAGUACACCAGCGCCUUCACACAGGAGACAGGCCGUAUCACUGUAAAAAGUGUGGGAAGAGUUGUACUACUCCGACUAAUCUCAAGUGGCACCAGCACAGUCACAUGGAAGAAAAGCCAUAUCACUGUGAACAGUGUGGAAAGAGUUUUACCCAAGACAGUCAUCUCCAAAAACACCAGUGCAUCCACACAGGAGACAGGCCGUAUCACUGUGGAGAGUGUGAGAAGAGUUUUACUUCUCAGACUACGCUCAAGCAGCACCAGCGCAUUCACACAGGAGAGAGGCCGUAUCACUGUAAACAGUGUGGGAAGAGUUUUACUUCUCAUACAGGUCUCAAGCAGCACCAACGCAUUCACACAGGAGAAAGGCCAUAUCACUGUGCAGAUUGUGGAAAGGGUUUUAGCCAAAAUAGUAAUCUCAAAACUCACCAGCGCAUUCACACAGGAGAGAGGCGGCAUCACUGUGAACAAAAAAAGUUCUGCAGUAACUUCAAGGACCUCCAGCAGGGUCAUGCAGGACAGCAGCCAUAUCACUGUGGACCUUGUGGGCGGAGUUAUACUUAUUUGAGAUCAUUUAGAAAGCAUAAGUGCUCUAAGAUGAAUUUAUCAGAUCGUGAUGUGAAUAAGUCAAGCUAAAAAUCGUGAAAUUUCUCAUGGCAGUAAUGAAUCACGGCAUGAGAAACUCUUGCUUCCUGUCCGCAUUUUAGCAGAAUUUAUGAUUGUGAUUUUAUUGAUUACAAAAUGGUUGUUUUUUUAAAUGCUUUUUAAAAAAAACGCUUUCCUUGAUUUUAAAAUGCAAAACAAUUAA